CGCAACCGUCGGACAAAGUAAAGGCAGGCAGCGAAAGCGGCAGGAACGUUCGUUUUCCCCUGGUUUUCCCCUCUCUUCCGCCACCGACGGCAUCGGAAGGCCGCUCAGCGAGUCGUCUGCUUCAGCCAGAAACAUGUCUGCUAAAGUGCGUCUGCUACUCUCCUUGCUCGCGCUCCUGGUCGGAAACGCCGUUGCGGCGCCCCUCGAUGAAUCGGAGGCCAGCCCGGUUUCCUCGAGCCAGGACCAAGCUCCAGUUCCCGAUCUGCCGACGACGGCGAGCCCUCCGUCGGCACUGUCGCCGCAAGGCACGGAACCCAAAGGAACGGGGGCUUGCGGCGGCGUCUGCAAAGAACAGUUUCCGGUUCCGGUCUGCGGGUCCGACGGCCGCAUCUACCACAGCGAAUGCGUCAUGAAGCAGAUGACCUGCAGCAGGAGGAAUCCCGUGACGGUGGUGGACUGGGAGAAGUGUCGCGGCCAGCACCCGCUCUGCCCGGACAAGUGCCUGGACAUCUACGACCCGGUCUGCGGGAGGGACGGCAAGUUCUACCCUAACCUCUGCAUCAUGCAGCGGAGGAACUGCGGAAAGCGGAUUGGCACGCAAGAUUUGGCUGUCUGCAUAGCGAAAGUGCGAGAGUCCCGGAGGCUGGACGCCUGUCCCAAGACCUGUCCGGAGAUCUACGAGCCCGUGUGCGGAUCCAACGGCGAGGUGUACCUCAACGAGUGCGUCUUCCGACAAGAAAACUGCGGGCGCAGCACGAGCCUGGUGCCUCUGGGGCGCUGCGUGUCGGCAUCCAAGUGCCCCAAGCGGUGCCUGCCCAUCCUGGACCCCGUGUGCGGCUCGGACGGUCAGCGGUACCUCAACCACUGCCGCAUGCAGGAGGCCAACUGCGGGAAGAAUGUUGUUGUCAUGCCAAAGGGCUUCUGCUCAUAAAAGUCGUCUGCUUCCUGUUGUUGAAUUCAAUAAAAGUUUGUGUACCAAA
This is a messenger RNA of Ixodes scapularis (black-legged tick), 980 nucleotides long. Its product is annotated as extracellular protease inhibitor 10. The record is from RefSeq and is a predicted model, not a curated record. Bases 134 to 931 code for a protein of 265 amino acids. Gene Ontology annotation, molecular function: protein binding. The transcript is spliced from 8 exons. Gene Ontology annotation, biological process: multicellular organism development; cell differentiation. NCBI's taxonomy places the organism in Eukaryota, Metazoa, Arthropoda, Arachnida, Ixodida, Ixodidae.